Cylicostephanus goldi is the source of this 600-nucleotide messenger RNA. Lineage: Eukaryota; Metazoa; Nematoda; Chromadorea; Rhabditida; Strongylidae. The record is from the annotation of a GenBank genome assembly.
AUGCGAGAAAACACAACUGUUCCAUUUGAAAUCUCUGAGAAAUCGGGUAUUAUUCGGGUAUCUCAAGAACUGGACUACGAAACUCAACGAGAGUAUAGCUUCAACAUCCUUGCAAAGUUACAGCUUUCUGGAUUUGGAGGACAAAGUUCGCAAGUGGUUACUGUAUACGUGAAAGAUUCGAACGAUCAUUCACCUAUAUGGUCUGCAAAAUGGAUGCGGCAGGGACCUAUCGCUGUGAACAGUGAUACUGCGAUAGGAACAGUUGUCCUCAAGGUGGAUGCGCUAGACUUGGAUUCUGGAGAAAAUGCUCGCAUAGGGUAUAAACUGUCAUCAGAUUCCAAUGUGCCAUUCUCAGUAGAUUUUGAAACUGGAGAGAUUUCUUUGACCAGAAAGUUGGGAAAGGACGAAAAUGAUUGGAACGUUACCGUGUGGGCCGUAGAUGCUGGAAGACCAUUGCCAAGAUCUGCUUUUCUGAAUUUGGUGUUCUACCGGAAUGGAACAAAAAUGCCAGCAAAGCCAAAGCCAGUCGUUGGCACUGAGCCAAGUAACACUCAUGCUCCCAAAUUCGCAGAUUUCAAAGCACCGAUCCAAAUUCGAGAA